CCGUCUACGGUUCGAGCAAGUCGUUAUCAGUACGAUUUAUCGUAACGUUUCGAGUACUAUUUUACGGUCAGUAAAUCGCCUGAACGUAUCGUGUUAUGCAACAUUUUCAACGCGAAAAUGACAUCGGUCGUAUUUAUCGAUAGUUGGAGUACAAUUUAAUGAAUUUCAUCCAUCCGAGAAGCUAGUAAAAUGACCCAACUGACUUUUACCGAAGUGGAGCAAUGGCUGGACAAACAUACCGAUUUAUGUCAAGAUUAUUUCCUCCGUAAAGCAGAACUGAUUCUAAUAAAUAAAUGGCUCUCGGCUCACGGAUUCGCCACCAUCAACGAUUACUUGAGCGACUCUCGACGUAAUUCCAACGACGCCACAUCGAGUAAUUUUUUCAACAAUAACGCCGACGAUGUUCACUAUUCGAAUCAGCAAAUACCACAUAUUCUCGUCAAUGGCAAUGCAAAUCACCACAAACGAACCAAUUCCAAGAAAUGCCUAAGGCACGAUUUCGCCCGAUGUAAGAGCAGAAGUUUCGUCAAAAGCAGCGAUUCAGGAAACUGCAUGAAUAACAAAGAAUCCAUUUCAACGAGUCGCAGAUCGUCGCUGAAAGAUAUGAGAAAGUACACAUCUCUACCGCCAAACUCCGUUCACAUGCUCUCCUUACUAAUCGAAUCAAAAGUCCACCUACCAAAAUGCUCAUUACGUCAAAGUGUGAACGCCAAACGUGAAAUGCUACGACUACAAGGCGAACGCGAAUUCUUCCUUGGCAUCGUACGCGAUAUAUCAACCGACUUGGACGUAAAAUGCUUAUCGCAAAAAGUCGUCGAUAAUCUAACCGUUCUACUGGACGCAGACGGCGCUUCAUUGUUCCUGGUCGACGGACCAAAAGGCAAACAAACUUUAGUAUCGAAAGUUUUCGACGUACACAGCGGUGCGAGCAGAUUUUUAUUAUCGGGCGCCGGUUCGAAUGCUGAUAACGAAGUGCAAUUACCUUGGGGAGUAGGAGUUCUAGGACAUGUGGCCGAAACAGGAGAAACGGUUAAUUUACAAGUCGCUUGCGAGGAUCCGAGGUUCGACGAUGAAGUUGAUAAGAUUACCGGUUACCAUACCGAUUCGCUGCUUUGUAUGCCGGUGAAGAACGCUUACGACGAGGUAAUUGCCGUCGCUCAAGUGGUUAAUAAGAAUCUGGAUAAUGAUCAAGGAUAUUUUACUGCCAAGGAUGAAAAGUUAUUCGAAACAUAUCUACAAUUCGUCGGUAUCGCCAUAACAAAUGCACAAAUCAUGGAAGACUCGAGAAAAGAAUACGAACGCAAUAGAAAUUUAUUAGAAGUGGUACACGAUUUAUUCGAAGAGCAAACAUCAUUGGAGAAAGUAAUCCUAAAAAUAAUGCAAAGAGCCCAACGUCUUCUAAAAUGCGAAAAAGCUGCCGUCCUGCUGGUGGAUGAAAAUUCAGACGCAACGAAUUUCUCCAAGCUGUUCGAACUCGAUUCGCAAAUAAGCGGUAAAAAGAACGGUCGUAAAACAGUAGACGAAUGCGGAUUAACUAGGUAUUUGGCGGGCUUGGCGGAACGAGUGGCCGAAACCGGAGAACCUAUCAAUAUGGGAGAGUAUACGAUCAACGGCGUCGAGAAUGGAAUAAAAUCGCCGCCUAUCAAAUCACUCCUUGCGAUGCCUAUAAGGAAUAAAAAUUACCAGAUAAUUGGCGUAGCAAGCAUUAUAAAUAAAUUGAAUUCCACUCAUUUUGACGAUAAUGACGAACAAUUGUUUGAGGCGUUCACCAUUUUCUGUGGUCUUGGUAUACACAAUACUCUAAUGUACAGCGAAAUUGAAAAAGCAGUUGCCAGGCAGAAAGUAUCAAUAGAGGUACUAUCAUACCAUACAAGCGCUUCUAACAAAGAAAUAGAGAAAUUUUUGAACUUUCGUGUUCCGUGUGCUGACGAAUUGAAUUUGUAUUCGUUGUCUUUCGAUGAUUUUUCGUUAAAUGAAGAUGAAAUGCUGUUGGCGUCCGUUACUAUGUUUAUAGAAUUAGGAUUAGUUUCAAAAUUUAGUAUUGAUAAAAAGGCAUUGUACAGAUUCUUAUUGACUGUUAAACGUAAUUAUCGAGAUGUACCUUAUCAUAAUUGGAGACACGCUUUCAACGUAGCUCAAGUCAUGUUUGCAAUCCUCAUGGGUUGCGAAAUGAAAGGAACGUUUAGUGAUUUAGAAGUAUUCGGUAUGUUUGUUGGCUGUCUCUGUCAUGAUUUAGAUCAUCGAGGUACUAAUAAUGCCUUCCAACAAAAAGCUGGAUCAGCAUUAGUUCUCUUAUAUGGUAGCACCAAUACAAUGGAACACCACCAUUUCAAUCAAGCUGUAAUGAUAUUAAGUUCGGAAGAUUUGAAUAUCUUUUCGUCAUUGUCAGCUGAGAAUUACUCCUCCGUAAUGAAAGUAUUAAAGCAUAGUAUUUUAGCAACUGAUCUCUCAACUUAUUUUCUAUUACGUCCACAAUUCUUCUCAUUGGUCGAAUCACACAAAUACAGUUGGGAUGUGGAUGAACAUCGCGAUAUGUUACGCAGCAUGUUGAUGACAGCUUCGGAUAUCGCUGCUUCUACCAAGCCAUGGUUAAUACAACAACGUGUAGCCAGACUAGUCACUGAUGAGUUCCUGGUUCAAGGGGAUAAAGAACGUAAUGAAUUGAAAAUCCAACCACAAGCCCUUAUGGACCGUGAACGUCAGCACGAAUUGCCUCAAUUGCAGAUUCGAUGGAUCUCAGAUAUUUGCCUACCUUUGUAUACGUCUCUUGGAAAAAUGAAUCCCAAAUUGAACGUUAUGGCUGAUGGAGCCACGAACAACAUGAAACAAUGGGCCAAUUUAGCAGAUGAACAAGCCAACAACCCUACCAAUAAUUCUUCUUAAGUAGAUAUGCUCCAUAAUACCUAUAUAUUUUUUCUUGGACCAAUUCGUGGUUAUCGAUUGGAUCAAUUGUAUAGACGUCACUUAGGCAUUUUGUAGUUUGAAUGUAUGCCACAGUUUUGUACAUUUAAUUUUCAUAAUAUGUAUUAGAGUGCUCCAUUUAUCUUAAUUGUAUCUAUCUUCAUGUUUUUUAUUUGAAUUUUUUGAAUGUUUUGGGGGUUUGUACGUGUACAUUAGGUUAGGUUAUGUGUAUGUAUAUUGUAUAUGUGUUGGUUUGGUGGCUCUUGUAUGUAUAAGUAAUCCGACCUGGAUUUCUAUUUUUUUUUUUUUAAUUUUUUUAAAAUGAUUUUUGUGGUGCAGAUGAUACGAAAUUGCGUUCAAUUGUGAAAGCAGUGUGGGAAAUGCAGAUUUCUUGAUUUGGAACAUUAUUUACCUACUUAUCUAUCUAGAUAUUUUUAGAGAUCUACAUAAUGAUAUUUUUACCUACUAUUACCUAUAAUUUUUUUUAUUGCUCAAGAUUCUAGAUCAUAAAGUUCAUUAUUUUACUUUAGAUAUUUUGUUAAAAUUAUCUAUAGUAGAAAAAUCAUGAAGACUUAAGAGCAGAUCAAAAAAUAUCUCAACAAUAAAUGAGUGUUUUAAAUAAUGAGAAAUUAAAAUAGACUAUAAAUAAACACUUGUCUGGCUGUCGAAAGAUCUUCCGGUGUGAUAUAAUCAGUUGAGAUGUAAUUAAAUUAGGUAAAUUAUGAGCAAUUUUUCAUCUUCUAUACAAUUAAUUUAAAAUUAAAAGUUUUAAAAUUCAAAAAGUUUCUUUGUUGGAUCAAACGUAGAAUUAUUUAUAAGUAAGUAUUUAGAUGAAUUGUAUUUGGUCGUUGAUGUCGUUUUUACGUAAAAUUAUGCCACUAAACUUUUAUCAGUGAUAAAUGAACAGUUUUAGAGAACACAAAAGUAGAAUGUACAUUAGUUUUUAAUUUUAUAUUAUUUGUUUUAUUAUGUUUACACGAAGUUAAAGUCAAAAUUUAAUAAACAAUUUUUCCAUAA
Planococcus citri (citrus mealybug) is the source of this 3918-nucleotide messenger RNA. Its product is annotated as dual 3',5'-cyclic-AMP and -GMP phosphodiesterase 11A-like. Gene Ontology annotation, biological process: negative regulation of receptor guanylyl cyclase signaling pathway; signal transduction. The record is from RefSeq and is a predicted model, not a curated record. Gene Ontology annotation, molecular function: 3',5'-cGMP-stimulated cyclic-nucleotide phosphodiesterase activity; protein binding. NCBI's taxonomy places the organism in Eukaryota, Metazoa, Arthropoda, Insecta, Hemiptera, Pseudococcidae. Bases 190 to 2883 code for a protein of 897 amino acids. The transcript has 18 exons.